Notothenia coriiceps (black rockcod) is the source of this 877-nucleotide messenger RNA. Its product is annotated as calcium/calmodulin-dependent protein kinase type II subunit alpha-like. Gene Ontology annotation, molecular function: calmodulin binding; calcium/calmodulin-dependent protein kinase activity. NCBI's taxonomy places the organism in Eukaryota, Metazoa, Chordata, Actinopteri, Perciformes, Nototheniidae. The annotation marks the transcript as partial. Gene Ontology annotation, biological process: protein phosphorylation. The record is from RefSeq and is a predicted model, not a curated record. The transcript has 5 exons.
GAAUCAUCUGAGAGCACCAACACCACCAUCGAGGACGAAGACACCAGAGUGAGGAAGCAGGACAUCAUUAAAGUGACGGAGCAGCUCAUCGAGGCGAUCAGCAACGGAGACUUUGAGAGCUACACUAAGAUGUGCGACCCCUCUGUGACGGCCUUUGAACCCGAGGCUCUGGGGAAUCUGGUCGAAGGCCUGGACUUCCACCGCUUUUAUUUUGAAAACUUGUGGUCUAAGAACAGUAAGCCGGUGCACACCACCAUCCUGAACCCUCACAUCCACCUGGUGGGCGAGGAGGCCGCCUGCAUCGCCUACAUCCGGGUCACUCAGUACAUCGAUGCUAACGGCACGCCCCGCACCGCCCAAUCAGAAGAGACCAGAGUCUGGCACCGCCGGGACGGGAAGUGGCAGAUCGUCCACUUCCACCGCUCAGGAUCCCCCUCCACGCUCAGCAACUGACUGCCUGAGGGGGCGGGAUUUUGAUGGGGCCACAGGCGUCGCCUUGACAACUGAUUGAUUGACAGCGGGCCGGGCGUGUGACAUCACACAGGAAGUUUGAGAGAAGAGGGGCGGGGCCAGCGUUGCACAAUCAGCCAAUCAGCUUCCUCUUCUCAGCUCUUUGGACUCCAGCCACGCCCCCUUGUGCUCAGCCAAUCAGCUGCUCCGAAUGUAAUGACGCGUGGAAACCUCGUAACUCCGUCAGGAUGAUUGACAGGACAGAGGACCGCCUUAACACACCUGUAAUUAGAUCUUAAUUAGACCCCAAACACUUCAAUAUUUGAAUGAAUCAUGGAGAUACGAGGUUUCUUGAAACUGUGUUUACUCUUUAUACUGGUCACCAUGGUUACUAAUUACUAUUAGACCCGUUAUCUCGUUAAGACAA